AUGCGCGGGCAGUAUCCCCGGGCCGGGCAGGAGCGGUGGCGGCGGCGGCGGCAGGAGGAGCAGCAGCCGCGGAAGAAGCAGCAGCAGCAGCAGCAGGGCCAGGCGGAGCCCGCGGGCGCCCGGCGAGCAGGCGGCGGCCCCGGGCUGCGUCCAGGCGGCGAGCCACGGCAGCACUAG
Podarcis lilfordi (Lilford's wall lizard) is the source of this 177-nucleotide messenger RNA. Lineage: Eukaryota; Metazoa; Chordata; Lepidosauria; Squamata; Lacertidae. The record is from the annotation of a GenBank genome assembly.